Molecule: messenger RNA, 2293 nt
Organism: Bacillus rossius redtenbacheri
Lineage: Eukaryota; Metazoa; Arthropoda; Insecta; Phasmatodea; Bacillidae
Exons: 2
Coding region: 406-1248 (280 amino acids)
Biological process (GO): stabilization of membrane potential; potassium ion transmembrane transport
Cellular component (GO): plasma membrane
Molecular function (GO): outward rectifier potassium channel activity; potassium ion leak channel activity
Source: RefSeq, a predicted model, not a curated record
ACGGCGUGAGACCGCCAACGGCGCCAGUGGCCAGCCGACGGCCUCGUGGACGUCGAAGCGACGAGCGUCUUCCGAAUAAGUCGUCGUCGUCAUCUUCGUCGCCGUGAAAGACCUCCCCGGGGGAAAAAAAAAAAAAAGGCAUCGACCGCGUUGCGGGUCAGGGUUGAGUUUUUUUUUUAUUCAACAAGUGCCAGACGACGACGCCGCGUCGGAUAUUGAUCCGUCGACGAGGAAGAGGAGGGGUGGGUGUGUGAGGUUCGUUGCGGUCUUCGACGCCCGGGUGCGCGUUUUGAAACUUUGGGAGGGGGGGUGUGUGUGGAUGAACGAUCGGUACCUGUGGCCACGUGGUUGACGAUGUCUCCACGUGUUUCGUGACCCCGAUUCGCAGGACUCUAGUGCAGGAAGAUGUCCUCCCCCAACGAGCUGUCGCUGAACUUCGACCCGGAGGCGGACGGUUCGGCGCCGACGAGGCCUGACCGUCGCGUCUCCCGCCCGCGGCUCAACAUCCCGGUCCUGAGGCUGUCCUCCGUCGCCGGAGGGAGUCCGGCGCCUCCGGGGUCGCCCGUCAUCACCAUCCCGCUGACCCCUGGCCCCGGCGGUCUACCCUCGGGUCACCCGGGCGCCGGCAUGCUCCAACUGUACCCCACCAAGGCCGGCGAGUUCAUGUUCAAGCGCUUCGAAGGCUUCCGCGACUUCACCAUGAACACGGCCAAGUCGGGGCUGAGCCACGGCGAGAAGACGGCCUUCUGGCUGUACAACAAGGUGCGCUCGUGGUCCAAGAAGUGGUUCACGCACAUCUUCCUGUUCCUGGUGGUGCUGACGUACAGCCUGGUCGGGGCCGUCAUCUUCAUCGCCGUCGAAGGCACCUCGGAGGAGGCGGAGCGCGCCGACGUGCGCCAAGAGCGCUCGGACAUGCUGCAGGACGUGCGGAAGCUCGCGUUCGACCCGCAGUACGCCGACGCGGAGGAGUGGGAGGGCGCGGCGACGAGGCGCGUGCGCGAGUUCGAGGACCGGCUGCACGAGGCCUUCAAGCACGGCCACGUCGUCAACGACACCAAGGUGUGGAGCUUCUGGAACGCCGUCUUCUACUGCGGCACCAUCUACACCACCAUCGGAGCCGUGCAGGUGGGAAUCUCUAACGAAGUGCGCUCUUUUGAAGGGUGCAAGGCAGAAACACAAAGACGUCAACCUAUUUUGAUAGGUUUUAACGCCGUAACAAUCAUCAAUAGCUCGAUUUACAAAAUUUAGCGAUUUUAAAACGUACCUAUUUUUGUAAUUUUAAGGAAUGCCUGUCGUUAGUAGGGAAAGGCAGCUACAAAAAUAGUUUAUCCUGUGAAAUCAUCGGCCUUUAGUAUUUAUUGCCAUUUUUUAUGACUAAAUUUUCAAUAAUAAACAGACCUUUUGUAAAUGUCGCUAAGUGGUGUCUAUGCUAAAACCAUGUUUUUUUUUUAAUUUUUAAAGGCCAAAAAUUAAUGUUGAAAAUUAUAUCUUCCCCUUAAUAACCCCCUUAAUAACCGGGCACACAGAGAGAUUCAGAAUAAGGGGAAAAAAUACGCAAUUUUAAAACUGCUCAAGAUAUCAGAUUGGUUUGUUAUUUAUAAUAAUCUAAUAAGGGUGGAUAAAUAGUUCUGCUUUUAUUAUUUAUUUUCCGAACAGUAUUUUCAGGAGAGUAAAAAAUUGCUUUUGAAACGCGUGUUUUCGGAAUAGCUUCUUCAAAGCACUCGGCAAGCUUGCAUUAGUAAACGUUCAUCUUCUUUUCUCCUCCGUACGAUGUCAGUGUAACCGUCCAAACUCCCAAAGUUGCCUUACACACGACGAGAAACCUUGCUCUUAGAGGCGAUGCCGCGCUAGAAAGCAAUAGCGGGCGUCGCACUUACCAUCCCCGAACACUCUUUUUUUUUUAAAGUCCCGAUAACGACGUGUUAGGACGCGUGCUAGAGCCCGAGUGGGCGUAUUGUCACGCGCUUUGCUGCGGUUCCCUUCGAGCGAGACGAGCGAAAAUGCCGGAAAAGUGGGGGAGGGGGUGUGGGGAUGGAAAGGGGGUAGGUAGGGGGGAAGAAACUGCCGGCAGUAAACAAGGAGACGCUCCGCUAGCGUCCCGACGCUCGUAAAAGCCGGAUCGUAUCUGCCGACGGUAACAGCUGUAUCAGGGGUGUCCGAGAAGGAUAUGUGGUGAGGAGGCUGGGUUUUGCCGUUAACCGAAUUUCCAGUUUCUCAUCCUUCAACCCUUCUCUCACUAGGCAGUCCCACACGCCACACGCUAGCCAAUCAGAAAACAUAAAAAAAAAAAAAA